Molecule: messenger RNA, 1239 nt
Organism: Amyelois transitella
Lineage: Eukaryota; Metazoa; Arthropoda; Insecta; Lepidoptera; Pyralidae
Gene: Rsbp15
Exons: 9
Coding region: 1-1197 (398 amino acids)
Molecular function (GO): calmodulin binding
Source: RefSeq, a predicted model, not a curated record
AUGAAUGAGUUAUUGCAAAAGCAUGGUUGCUCCGUGGUGUUUAGUGUUCCUGAGGGUUUGAAGGAGCUUAUGUCAGAUAUUACCCGGGAAGUUCUCCGUGAACAACCCGAGAAAAUCUACGAGUUCAUAACAAACUACUUGUCAGUUCUGAUCCUCACAAGAGAGCAUGGUCUACUGGCAGUGAAACUGUUGGAUGAGCUCUGCGACUGUCGGCCGACUGUGUCAGAACACUUGCUGCAAUUAGGUCUGGAACGGGACACUGCUACGAUACUCUCUGAAGUGAUCAAGGAGGAGAUUGAGGUGUUUGAACCGGCUCAAGGAAAAGAGAAAGUAAGAGAAAUGUUAAUCCUGAAGAACAUUUUAACAAGGGUGUCUCUCGAUGAAGACAUGGCGGAGAGAGUGUGCCAAGUCAGCAGGAACGCCUACCGUGACUAUUGGUACAGGAAGAAGCUGAUGGAACAGGCUCUAAGAACACAACCAGAAGAGCCUUGGCAAAUUGCAGCUGAGAGGACCCUGGAAAUAUACAAGAAAACUAGGCCGUCAUACACUGAACUCAAUAGAGCUACCCAAAAGAUACAGUCAGCCUAUCGAGGUUACUAUGUCCGCAAGAAUCUUCUCCGCCACCUGAAGCUGAAGCCAAAGAAGACAGGACCCAAAGUGGAUCUGCCUGGACCCCCGAUAGAUAUCGCCGCAUCCAGAACCAUAGAACUGGGACCUGUUAUCACUCUGAACGUAGUGGAAGAUAACGUGAUGGGUAUGUACGAAAGGCAGACCAGUAAGAAACUGGGGCUCCAGUACGACCCCAUGAAGACCAUAACCCAUGUGAACGAAGCUUAUGAAGAGCCGAAACUGCCCUCGGUACGCCCCAGCGAGAUCACUAGGAAAAUAUCCAUUCUGCCGAGGAAAGAGGAUUGGUCUGACAUGAAGCGAAAGCAAAGUAUUGCUUCUCAUCCGACCACGACGCCGGCCUCUUCUGUUCAUAGGAUUUCAUUCGCUGGGAUAGUCAACAUUGAUUUUGAUGUUGAUGAUGAUGACGAUGAGCCUGAGAUACCUGAAGAUAUAGCGCCGCCAUUGGUGGAGAUAGCUCCUGAAGUGCCGGAUGAAGCUCCUAAUUCAAGAAGCGACGGUGAUGGUAGAAGUACUCCGUCUUCGGCUCCAGCUAGCACUCCUCGCGGCGAUACUGAUGCAGAAGAAUAAAGUUUGUCAAGUACUGAGAGAGUAUUAUGUAUACGAGUCUGA